AUGCUUGGUCUCCUUCAGCAUUUGUUUGAUGAAGUGUCUGUUCAGGUCUUGGUGUCUGGUGCUGUUUCUGCUGGUUUUUGGCCUGGUACUGGUGUGUUGCAGGGCUCCAUUUUGAGUCCUUUUCUUUACUCCGUGUACAUCAACUCUCUGCCUGCGGUGUUGCGUGCUCCAUUUAACCCUCGGGUGGUGGAGCGUCCUCCUCGUUUGUAUAACGGUCUUUGGAUCAAUAGUUUGAUGUAUGCUGAUGAUGUGGUGCUAAUUGGAACUGCCGAGUCUAUGCCUUUGUUACUUGCUCGUGUGGAAGCUCAUUCUGUGUCUCUGGGUUAUCGGUGGAACCCUCUGAAAUCUGUCGUCCUCAAUGCUGGUGUUGGUGGUGGUGCUACUGGUGUCUCUCCUAGUCUUGGUGCUGGUGUUUCUCUGUCUCUCUAUGGUCAAGCUAUACCUACUGCUCACUCUUUUACCUACCUUGGUUUGCCGUUCAAUGUGAAGGGUAGCUUGGACACCGAUCUCUUAUUGACUAGAAAUAGUCAAUCAGCGUUAGGUGCUAUGCGUGGUUUGCAAUCUCUUGGCCUUCAUUCUGCUGGUUUCUCCAAGCUCCUAUCUGCUAAACUGUAUGCGGCCUUUAUUCGGCCCAAACUUGAGUUUGGUCUGUCUAUUUCCUGGUUCUUGAAACGUCAUUUAAAGCUUUUGGAAAAAGCUCAAAAUCAGUGUCUCCGUCUGGCUUUUGGUGGCCAUCGUACCUCUUCCGUCGUGGUUUUUCGACAUUUAACCAAUCUUCCCACUAUGGAGGAACGUGUUGAUAUUCUGACUAGUAAAAUGCUCUGGCGGGUGCAUACGCAACUGCCUGGUGAUACUCUUCUUAUGGUUUUGGCUCCCUCACUUGUGUCCUUCAAGCAUCGUUUGAACAAGUUGGCCGUCAAAAAUCCAAUCUGGGAUCCUACUUUUGCUGGUGGUGGUGCUGAUAAUUCUCUUGCUUUGGAUCGUCGUGGUCUUGCUGACAAGAUCAAGGUGUAUCGUCUUGAUUCCCUCCAAUGUCGGUUACAUCCUGCUCCUCCUGUUUCUCCUCCUGUUCUCCUCUCUGCUUGUCGUCCUUCACUCAUGGUUGAUCCCAUCCUGUAUCUUCCAAUGCCAGCUCCAUGUCGUUGUGGUGCUCCUCACGCUAGCCGCAACCAUCUGCUAGAGUGUCUUGGUGUUGUUUCAAAGCUUUUGUUUACUGAUGAUCCUCUUGGUGCUGGUUAUUUGCCCAAUCCUCUGGACUUUUGGCUCAACCGACUACCUCGUAUGCAACCUUCUGCCUCUAAACUUGUGUCGUCUCGCUCCUUUUGGUCUGUUCGCUGGCCUGUCAUGCUCCAAAUCUUUUUGGAUAUUGACAUGAUCUGUCAUCCUGAUGCUGAAUUUACUGGUAAAGCUCUGGACUUGUCUGGUUCUGCCUUUCUCGACUGGUUGACCCCGGUUUCCUCAGCUACCUCUGUUUCGGGUACGCCUUCUAUCUCUUCCUCAGAUAGUGCUGGUAUUACUGUCGCUAUUCCACAUCUUUUGUCUCACUAA
This is a messenger RNA of Mucor velutinosus, 1548 nucleotides long. RefSeq names its product transcription elongation factor TFIIS. The record is from RefSeq and is a predicted model, not a curated record. The coding region runs from base 1 to 1548 and encodes 515 amino acids. NCBI's taxonomy places the organism in Eukaryota, Fungi, Mucoromycota, Mucoromycetes, Mucorales, Mucoraceae. The transcript has 2 exons.